AAUUCAGGGACAAUUAAAUCUCAUCCAUCUUCACCAUCAAUUCCUUUUCUCAACGCCAUUCCUGUGCUUUUAUUUUCGCCAUUGUCUCGCCUAUGUUACCAAUCAACACUUGUAGAAUUUUGUGGUCACUAGCGCAGGCACAGUCCGCCUUUGUAUGUAUAAAUACCCUUGCCUUCACUGUCAUGGUAGUUCACCCCUCAGAUUUUCGACAUCUUUACAAUGCCGCACACCCCCUGUUCCUCGUCUUCGGGCAUUCGCCUGUUCUAUCCCUUCUCAACCUUCUGCUGAUGAGAGCCUUCGUGAUACCCUCGACAAUGUCCUGCGCAAUUGGUUCCUUCACAGCGACAGUACAGAGGAUCGUUUUCGCCGUGUUCUGUCCUCUGUUGACCUCUGCGAUGGAUGUUAAGACCGAGCUCUCCAUCCUUCGUGAUGCCGCUGUCACUCUUCGCCUUGUUGCAUUCAUUGAGCAACUUGACCUCCUCUUGUCUCGGGUUGCUGCUUGUCGUCGUCUAGUGGCCCCGGGCGCCUUGCAGACGUCCCCCUUUGACAUUGAUUCUGAAGGGUAGCCCAUUAGUAAGGAGGAACCUCCUCCGGUUGACAAGAAAGAGAGAGAACGUGAGUGUUCCUGAUUUGUCGCAACUGUUCCAGAGAUAGCCG
Messenger RNA from Aspergillus ibericus CBS 121593, 657 nucleotides. RefSeq lists its product as uncharacterized. NCBI's taxonomy places the organism in Eukaryota, Fungi, Ascomycota, Eurotiomycetes, Eurotiales, Aspergillaceae. The record is from RefSeq and is a predicted model, not a curated record. Bases 93 to 566 code for a protein of 157 amino acids. The transcript is spliced from 2 exons.